Molecule: messenger RNA, 2064 nt
Organism: Phycomyces blakesleeanus NRRL 1555(-)
Lineage: Eukaryota; Fungi; Mucoromycota; Mucoromycetes; Mucorales; Phycomycetaceae
Exons: 11
Coding region: 1-2064 (687 amino acids)
Biological process (GO): mismatch repair
Cellular component (GO): MutLalpha complex
Molecular function (GO): mismatched DNA binding; ATP binding; ATP hydrolysis activity
Source: RefSeq, a predicted model, not a curated record
AUGAGUUUAUCAAGAAUCAGACGAUUAGAUCCCACUGUUGUGAAUCGUAUUGCAGCUGGAGAAAUCAUCCAACGCCCUGCAAAUGCCUUGAAAGAGUUAAUUGAAAACUCGCUCGAUGCUGGAUCUACUCGAAUUGACAUUUGUGUGUCUGAUGGAGGAUGCAAAUUAUUGCAGAUCAAAGACAAUGGCCAUGGUAUCCGUUUGGAGGACAUGGAAAUUGUCUGUGAACGUUUUACUACGAGCAAAUUGAGCAAAUUUGAAGAUUUGUCAGAUAUUGCUACCCAUGGUUUUCGAGGAGAAGCUUUGGCUAGUAUUUCUCAUGUGGCUAAUGUAACCAUCACAACCAAGACAGCAGAUUCUCCUUGUGCAUUUUCAGCCACUUAUUCUGACGGAAAGCUUGUUCCACCCAGACCUGGGCAGAGUGCAGGCCCAAGGCCGUGUAGUGGCACAGAAGGAACACAGAUCACUGCUGAAGAUCUUUUUUAUAAUGUUCCUACUCGUAAAAAGACAUUGAAAUCAAGUUCAGCAGAAUACAAAUUAAUCAUUGAUGUUGUCAGUCAAUACGCUAUCCACAACAGCAGUGUUGCUUUUACAUGCAGAAAGCAAGGGGCUGUUAAUGCAGAUGUGCAGACAGCAUCAGAUUCUAGUGUUGUAGAUGCCAUUAGCCAGAUAUAUGGGUCCAAUAUUGCUUCUGAAUUGAUACAAGUCGAACAGGCUUUCGAGUCACAGGAGUUUAAAAUGAAUGCCUAUAUUUCGAAUGCAAACUACAACACAAAAAAGAUGAAUCUGUUAUUAUUUAUCAAUCAUCGAUUGGUUGAAAGUAAAUCUAUCGCACAAAUGAUAAAGGAAAUCUAUUCAGAGCAUCUGCCAAUUGGUACAUAUCCAUUUGUCUAUCUUAGUCUGGAAAUAAACCCUCGUAAUGUGGAUGUCAACAUACAUCCUACCAAAAAAUCGGUUCGCUUUUUGAAUGAAGACAGAGUUGUAGGAUCUGUUCGGGAUGCAUUCGAAGAAAAGUUAAAGAGCGCUAGCCUCUCCAGAUCAUUCAAGGCAAAGACUGUCGCUUCAAAUACAGCCCAUGCUACUACAGAUAAUGAUAUGUCACCGUAUGAUUCAUAUUCCUUACUCGGAAAAUCACCAAGUGCAACACCAUCGUACAACAAGAUCCGUACUGAUAAUAAGGCCCGAACUCUGGAUUCUUUUCUGUACCAGCCAGGAAGCAGUAUGCCCGGUCCACAAAAUCUAGCAGUAGAAAUCGUCGGUGGCUCUCAAGCAGAUAUAGAGAAAUCAAAAUCCACAAGACCAAGAGUCGAGGUUCGUCUAAAGAGCGUCAAAAAUCUUUUAAAGGAGUUGAAAGACUCGGAAAGUAAAGAACUUACGAAUCUGUUGAAUGAACACACGUAUAUUGGCUCUAUAGACCAGACCUCGGCAUUGAUACAACACGAAACAAAAAUCUACUUGGUUAAUCACAAUAGCUUGAGUGAGGCUUUGUUUUAUCAGGUAGCUCUGGAAGAAUUCUGUAACUUUGGAUCUCUGCGCCUAGAUAAUCCCAUAAAUAUAUCAGAGUACCUAAAGAUGGCCGUUCAGGCAGAAGAACUGUGUGGCUGCAUACCUAAAGAUGCCCCAGACAAAGACAGUAUUAUUGAAAGUAUCACAAAUAUGCUGCUUUCUCGUGCUGAACUACUGAACGAAUAUUUUAACAUCAUUGUCUCUGAAGACGGGAUGUUACAUGGUAUACCGAUGAUUCUGCGAGGUUAUGUCCCAGAAAUGGACAAAUUACCUUCCUUUUUGCUAAGAUUAGGAACAGAGGUUGAUUGGGAAAAUGAGAAAAAGUGCUUUGAUGGGAUAGCCAGGGAAUUGGCUAUUUUCUAUAGUACCGAACCACUUUUGACUCUAGAAGAAGAUGACGAGGACCAGCUUAAGAGAUACAUGUGGCAGAUCGAGAACAUCAUAUUCCCAAGCCUAAAGUCUUAUUUUAUUGCCCCUGCAAUUUUGGCAACACAAGAAGAUUGUAUUAGGAAAUUAGCAAGUACAGAUGAACUAUACAGAAUCUUUGAACGAUGCUGA